AGUGUGAAAGUUAAAUGUGCGCCGGGCUGGAAAAUUUUCACAACUCACACAUAUACAUAUUGUACAUAUUGCCAGCUAUAUAUAGUAUAUAGUAUAUAGUAUAUAUAUAUUUAUACAUAUAUGUGUGUGCAUGCGAAAAUGUAAAGCGAAACCUUGAAACCUGCUGGCAAUUGUUCAAAGUGGCCAAUAAACGGAAAAUUAUAAAUAAAAUGUAACUAAAGAAAAGUGCGAAAAGUGUGUAUAAAAGUGUGCAACCACGAAGGCUUAAGUAUUUGAAGUGCUGCUGCUGCUGCUGCUGCUGCUGCUGCUGCUGAUGAUGAUCACAAAUUUCAAUUGAAUUUAAUCAAAAUCAUAAGAAAAACUGACACACACAAAGCCACACAAAAAGGCAAUACACACAACAUUUAAUUUCAAGUGGCUUGCAGCGUUUGAUUUGCAUCUGUGUGUGUGUGUGUGUUUGUAUAUAUAUAUAGAUAUUCAUAUAUAUAUGUAUGCAUGUGUGUCCCAGUGUCGUCUGACCGAGAAACUUAAACUAAGGCAACGCUUUCAGCCAUCGCCAGCAUUGUUGUUCGGCACUGCAUUUCAUUGAAACGAACUUCAAAUUGUUGUCGCACAAUUCUAUGCAAAUAUAAACACAUUAGUGUGCCAGUGUUGGUGUCUGUGUGUGUGUGUGUAAGUGUGUGAGUGCAACUGUAUCUGCAUCCUGCAACUCUGCCACUUGCCGUGCCUCGAGUCUUCGCAAAAUGGGCAAAAUGGUCAGCGAGGAGACGGUCACGGAGGCCGCUCGCAGUGAGAAAAUCGAAUUGUCGCGCUUCGGCGAAUACUGUCAGCGUCAUGGCAUAAAUCCCAAUCUCAUUAUGCUCAAGAUAACGCUGUUUGUCAUGUACGGAGCCACUUCAUCGCUGCUGCCUUAUCUGACAAUACACAUGCAAUCGAUUGGAUUGACGGUGGAGGAAAUUGCCAUUAUCUAUUUGGCGCUGCCGUUUACAACCUUCUUAAGUCCCCCCAUUACAGGUUUUCUCGUUGACAAAUUUGGCAAAUAUAAACCUGUAGUUGUGAUGAGUUUGCUUUUGAAUGCAAUUUUCCAUCAUUCGCUGCUCUUUAUACCCCAGCAGGAGAUACCGGGCGUGGUGCCAUCGGCUUUUGUGAUGCGGCAUCCGGAUAGCGGCGACAUUGAGGUCUGGUGGUCGCCCUGUCCGAGUCGCGAGUGCCCCGAGGAGCCCGAGCUUGAAUUGGCCGUGCAUCAGUGCGUCGACUAUUGUUUGCUGCAGGAACAAGUUAAUCCGAAACUUUACACCGCUUUGCCGACAACCGAGAAACACACAACAACAACAUCCACAACAACCACAGCACGUCCUACGACUACCACAUCCACAAUCAGCAGUACAUUGGCAACAGCGGUGGUGACCUCACCGCCCCCGCCGACAACAACAACCAUGGGUAGCAGCACAACAACAACAACAACGACAACAACGGCGGGGACUACAACAUCAUCGCCAGUAUCAUCAUUACCAGCAUUAUUCGCAACGCAAACGAGAAGCAGAUACCAAAAUGUACUUAAUAUGUCAUCGACCAUGUUCCCACCAUUGGAGAACAUUUCAGCAAUGUCCUUACAGCUUGCCACCUCCUCCCCCACAUCAUCGUCAGCUGAAUUGUCAGCCAUGUCCAUGCAGGGAUUGAAUUUGUCCACGGACCGGACAAGUGCCAGUCAGGAGCCGACAGUUAGUAGCUGGGUGCAUUCCGAGAAUGCCGAUUCCACCUACUUUAUGCUGCAAAUGCAUCCUGAUCUGGCUGAUCCCACCGAACAACUGGGCAUGGAAAUCGAACAGGACGACAACGAGACUGUCACGGACAUCAAGCAGCGCUUUGGCGAGAAACGUUUGUGGCAAAUGCAAAUCAAUGUGACUGAUUUGGAGGAGCUGGACCUGCGUUGCGGCGGACUGGUGAGACGGACGAACAUUUCCUAUGUGAGCAGCGAUGCCGUGCGUUGCAUGAUGCAGCGUUGCACGUUCGUGAUGAACGCCCCAGAGAUAUGUCCGCCGGACUACAAGGAGACAGAUGAUACAAUCUUCUGGAUAUACUUUUUGCUCAGAUUUUUGGCCACAACCAUGUUAUCGGCCGGCGUGACUAUAAUGGAUCCCAUAGCCCUAACCAUGAUUGAGAAAUUUGGUGGGGACUUUGGACGAGAGCGUCUCUUCUCCAGCAUCGGCAUGGCUAUUUUCUCGCCCAUCACGGGCAUCAUGAUUGACUAUUCGUCGCGUGGCCUCGGCUAUACGGACUACUCAGCUGCCUUCUACACUUACGAUGUGCUUCUGGUCAUAUCCACGAUGUCUGUGCUGAUGAUGCCGUUGGGCGAGAAGCUGCCAGCCGAUAAUGUGUUUAGGGAUUUGUGGAAUCUAUUGAAAAUGCCGCAUGUGAUUGCCUUUAUCAUAUUUCUAUUUGUUUUGGGCAAUUUCUGGGGCUUCAUUGAGAGCUUUCUGUUCCUCUAUCUCAAGGAGCUGGGCGCGCCCAACUAUCUGCUGGGCAUCACAAUCACCGUCGGCACCGUGAGCAGCAUACCGUUCCUGUAUGGCGCCGAGAAAAUCACACGCAUUUUUGGACACGUUAAUUUGAUUAUUAUUGCGUUCUUCUCGCAUGCUGGUCGCCUGGUGGGCUAUUCAUUCAUCGAGAACGCCUGGUGGUGCUUUCCCUUCGAGGCGAUGGAGUCUCUCUCCUGCCACCUCAUGUGGGUGGCAGCUGCCACUUAUUGCUCCAUAUUGGCGCCAAAAAGUCUAUUGGCCACUCUGAUUGGUGUGCUGGGCAUGGCCCAUUUCAGCUUGGGUCGCGGCAGUGGCUCCUUUACGGGGGGCCUACUCAUCGGACAAUUUGGGACGCGCGAUGCGUUCCGUUAUAUGGGCCUGUUGGCCGUAGUGGGUGGCAUCGCCUACGGACUGUUACAUCUCAUUUGGCUGCGGAAAUUCGAUCACACGACCGAGGACUCGGAGGAGGAGGAGGCUGUGGAGAAUGGCGAAACGGAUAAAUUAACGGAGCCAGCUACGAAGGAGCAGGGCACUUCUAUGUCCCUAGAGCGUUUAAGUCUAAUGAUUAAAUACAAUCAGAUUGGCAGUCUGUCAUCGUUGCCGCGCGGCUCGCGGGCGGACAUACACGACCAUUUGUCAGUGCGCCGUAGCAGCUACAAUGUGGAGUCCUUGCGAGGAGUGCCCAAGCACGGCAACAUUGGGAGCGCCUCGAAGGUCGACAUACUGCGCUCCGCACUCGAAAUCAAUCACAAGUCCUCGAACAAUUCAAUGCUGAGCAAAGCCGAUAACAAAACGUCAAAUCAAUCAUUGGGUCGCAAUCGUGCCGACAGUGCCCCAAAAUUAAAUCACAGUAAUCUGAAGAACAUUUCGCAGCCAGCCCUAGAGGGUGUCGUCCUGGAGGGCGUGGAAUCAACAUUUUUUCCGAGCCGCAUGAAAAAGUAUCCAAGUGGUUUGUUAACUUCAAUACCCGCUGUGGAUUUAAGCGUAAUACCCAGCUCCAUGUUAAUGGAUCAAGAGGGUCGCAAGGUAAUACCCGAGGAGACAGAAUUAAACGCAUCCAAAAGUACAGUUGCGGGUAGUGUCGAGGAGACAGCAACGGAAGCAAGGCCAGCCACGCCCACACAGGCCCAGUCCCAAACAAAUGGCAACGGAAAGGGACUGCAUGCCGAUAAGGCGCAUGACGAUGACAAAACCGAUGCAACUUGAUAGCUGCAUUUGGGUGCACGGCGGCGUAUGAGUGAUAUUACAGAAAACACAAAUGAAAUUAAACCAAAAGCAGAAGGACGUUUGAAAUCAAUUAGCAAUCAAGCCUAUAUGUUUUUUGUGUGUGGUUAACUCAAAUACAAAAUUAUUGUUAGUUAUAUGUGUAUUAUGUUACAUAAAUUAUGCAAAUUAAUAAACAAUUGUUGAAUAAAUAUAAACAAAAUAAAUAAUAA
Messenger RNA from Scaptodrosophila lebanonensis, 3955 nucleotides. RefSeq lists its product as uncharacterized. The record is from RefSeq and is a predicted model, not a curated record. The coding region runs from base 744 to 3725 and encodes 993 amino acids. Lineage: Eukaryota; Metazoa; Arthropoda; Insecta; Diptera; Drosophilidae. Gene Ontology annotation, cellular component: membrane. The transcript is spliced from 12 exons.